Molecule: messenger RNA, 5121 nt
Organism: Paramormyrops kingsleyae
Lineage: Eukaryota; Metazoa; Chordata; Actinopteri; Osteoglossiformes; Mormyridae
Product: RNA-binding protein 47
Molecular function (GO): RNA binding
Source: RefSeq, a predicted model, not a curated record
UAUCUCCUGCUCUCUUUUUGUUUAUUUGACACUUGUUUGUUUUUCUUUUUGUGCCCUGCUGUCUUUCACGUUUCGUUAUGGGACGUGCCGCUGUCCGGCUGCAGCUCGGUUGAACACGCGUGUCGUUUCCGUGUGCGUGUGCGUGUGUCUGUCAGCACCCUUUAAACUCCCCCCGCCUCCUCCCCUCCCCUCUCUUCCCCUCCCCUGCACACUGGAAUGUGAGCCUUAUGUCCGUGAGCGGCAGGUACUGCGCCGGGACUCGCGCUAAUCGCUCGCUCUCUUUCCCAAGAUCUCGCCGGCUUCCUGUUUUCCGGUGCCCCGUGAGACAGCCACGAGGACAGCAGCGGAGGAGGGAUCACGACGGUGGCAGAGCGAGGGAGAAGGAGACGCCGGACACGCCUGGGGUAGGCAGACGGGAUGCACCUGUUCCGACGCCGUGCACCCACCCACACUCGCUGAAGGACUUCUCGGAAACUCCAGCCGGCUGGCUGGCCCUCCCGGUCCGACGCACGAGGAGGCCCCAGGAAACAGCGAGCGGUUUGGGCAUAAUGACCGCUGAAGAUUCCACCUCAAUGAGUAAGCCAAGCUCCUCCAGUUCCAAGGCCUCCUGCCACUCCCACCCUGUCCCCGUCGCUGUGCCAGAAAGUGUAGCUGGAGCUCCCAACGAGAGUGCCCUGGUGGCCCUAAUGGAGCGCACGGGCUACAAUAUGGUCCAGGAGAACGGCCAGCGCAAGUAUGGGCCCCCACCCGGGUGGGAGGGACCUUCGCCUCCUAGGGGCACUGAGAUUUUUGUGGGCAAAAUCCCGCGGGACGUGUACGAGGACGAGCUGGUCCCCGUGUUCGAGACGGUAGGCCGGAUCUACGAGAUGCGCCUCAUGAUGGACUUUGACGGGAAGAACCGCGGCUAUGCCUUCGUAACCUACACGCAGAAGGCCGAUGCCAAGCGGGCCGUGCGGGAGCUCAACAACUACGAGGUGCGUCCUGGCCGCCUACUGGGCGUCUGCUGCAGCGUUGACAACUGCCGACUCUUCAUCGGGGGCAUCCCCAAGACCAAGAAGCGCGAGGAGAUCUUGGAGGAGGUCUCCAAGGUGACCGAGGGUGUGCUGGAUGUCAUCGUGUACGCCAGCGCCGCCGACAAGAUGAAGAACCGCGGGUUCGCCUUCGUGGAGUACGAGAGUCACCGGGCGGCUGCCAUGGCCCGCCGAAAACUCAUGCCCGGCCGGAUCCAGCUGUGGGGCCACCAGAUCGCCGUCGACUGGGCCGAGCCGGAGAUCGACGUGGACGAGGAUGUCAUGGAGACCGUCAAGAUCCUGUACGUGCGCAACCUCAUGAUCGAGACGUCCGAGGAGACGCUGCGCAAGAUCUUCAGCAAGUUCAACCCAGGAUGCGUGGAGCGCGUCAAGAAGAUCCGUGACUACGCCUUUGUGCACUUCGCCAGCCGCGAAGACGCCGUCUUGGCCAUGGACAAGCUCAACGGCUCCGACAUAGAGGGCUCCUGCAUAGAGGUGACCCUGGCCAAGCCUGUGGACAAGGAGCAGUACACACGCUACCAGAAAGCUUCCAAGGGUGCCCCGGCUCCAGAGAACUCUCAGCCUAAUUACAUUUACCAGUGUGACCCCUAUGCUCUCGCCUACUACGGAUACCCCUACAACACACUGAUAGGACCCAACCGAGACUACUUCAUCAAAGCAGGUACUGUAAGGGACCGAGGGCGUGCAGCCACCGGGAGUAGGGGCCCCGGGCCCCGGGGCUCCUACCUGGGGGGGUACUCAGCUGGCCGUGGCAUCUACAGCAGAUACCAUGAGGGUAAAGCCAAGCAGCAGGACAAGACCUAUGAGUUGGUCCCCAGCCUGGAGCUGGCCACAGUCAACCCAGCGGGCAUCAAGCCUGGCUCAAGUCACUUGCCUCUGCCUGCCUUGGGAGCACAGUACCCCAUGUUCUCCGCCAGCCCUGCUGCUAAGCUCAUGGAGGACGGAAAGCUGCAUGCCCUGGACCAUCUCAUCAGCCCCCUCCCCAUGCAGCCCGACCACACGGCCCCCCCUGGGGCGUCAGCCGUCAUGCCUGCUGUUUCCACCCCUCCCCCUUUCCAGGGCCGCCCGCUCACCCCGGUGUACGCUGUGGCGCACGGCGUGCAGCGCCUCCCUGCUGCCGCUGGCCUGUACGGGGCUAGCUACGUGCCCAUCGCCACGCCCACCGCUGCUCUGGCCACCCUGCAGAAGAACGCGGGCAUGGCUGCGACCAGCUAUGCCAGUUACACCGGGUACAUACCACAGCCCUUUCCAGCUGGGGCCUUCCCGGUGCCCGUCCACGACAUCUACCAACCCUACUGAAGGAGUCGCCAGAACACUGAAGGAGCCGUUUGGUAUUUCCAAAGCACUGAUUCCUCCGGAACAUUCCAUCACACGUGUGUCCCAGCGAGGCCAUUUGCGUCUGCGACAGACCAGUAUUACUGGUAGAGGAUUAAGCGCAUGUAUAGCAAAAAUGAAAAUGACAACAGGACAACAAAGCAAAGCCUCUCAGAAGAAAGAAAGAAAGAAAGAAAGAAAGAGAAAGAAAAAUAAAGAGAAGAAAAGCACAGGGGAUUUCAGGUUCUUUUCUAAUUAGCUGUUUUAUGAUGUUUAGUUUUUAGCAUAGGUAAACGUAAAAUAUCCUGUUAGAGAUACUGUAUGUGUUAUGUUUGGGUGUCUUCUGUCCAUAUGCUGUUUUUGUACAUUUGCCGACAUUCCUGGGGAUGUCUGUAUUGUUAUACUAUCUGUUGUUAUUUUAGUGGAAUAAUAUAGCAGUUUUUGAGUUAUUUGUUAAUCCUGUGGUAUGAAGGUUUUACACUGGUACGCUCCUGGUUGAGGCUGGCCCAUUACUUGCUUGUAAUAUUUCAUCUAAAACAUCAGUUCUAGACUUGUGAAAUACAAAAAGGAUAAUAAAAGUGCUAGCUAUUUUUUUUCUAAUAAUAUUACAAAUGUAGCGCAAGCCGCAUACAGUAAAACACAAUCCAAUCACAGGCAAAGGCCAAUGGGAAGUACCUGGACCUGGUCAGAGAACUCUACUUCUUCUGCAAGAAGGACCGCAAAUUCAUUAAGUCUUGUGUUCCUUUCAAAAAUAAUUUGUGAAAACAGUUUCUUGAAGAGAAAAGAUCAGGCAGGUCAAAUCUUUCAAUCAUGGUUUAAACUCGUCUUUUGGCAGGUUAUACAAGUGAGCUCAUACUGUGGGAUUCUUCCUGUGCUACUCCGUGCCUGCUCUGAUCCCCCCCCCCCUGCCCAAGUCGUGUUUACGCAUGGUGUUUUCCGGGAUUGCUGGGAGGGAUCUGACCUUGGUCUCCCACAUUACCAACUCAGACCACCAGUGAACGGAUAUGCGAGCUUCCCAUCAAGUGCACAGAAAAAGAUUAAUGCUGUAACCACUAAAUGAUACUUUUUUGCACAAGUUGUGCCGUUACAAGACUGAACUGAGCUGAGCAAUACGACCACUUUAUCUGCUUUUCUUUAUUUGUUUUAGGCUACGGAAAAAUUGUAUAUACAGUUUGUUCUUUUUUCAGAAAUCCUGUUGCUGGAUUACAAAAUUAACCUAGAAUAACACUGCAGGUCACGUCCUCACUCCGUGGGAGGGGCUGACUGCUUGGUCUCCACCUGAGCCAAGACUCUACCCCUGGGUUUAAACCCGCAGGCUGCCGCCCCAGCCGUCUGCAUUUGCUUGGCUGCGAGGCCUUGACGCAGCUGUGUCUGCAUAGCGCUGCGCUGUGAUUGGCCAGGGGGCACUUGGCACUUGACCUGUAUGCUACUUGUCGCAGUGACGGGGAUUCACUGUUUUUUGGAUGAUAGGUUUAUUAUCUGAGUGUGUGUGACCAUGUUCUUCCGCUCAAGUCAAGGCUUGCUGGUGUAGGGCAUAUGAUUUUUAUUUAGUUUUUCUGGCCUCAAAUCUCCGACGAGCCCGUUUUCAAGAAUUUCGCCCUGGGAUCAACAUACUAUAUGUUAUCAGUAGUACAUACCCCCCUCCCCCAAAUAAAACUAAUUGCUACCUGCCACUUCUCUUCCUCUUUGCAGACAGCUCUUUCAUAGUUCACUGUCAGUCCUCUCACAGGGUUCGCCGUCACGAUGCAGGGCCUGUUCGUAAACAGGGCCGCUGAGAACUGUGGGGUGGCUGGACGGCUAGCAAUGAGGGACAUUUCAGUGGGAGGAGUUACCCAGCAAAGCCGGGAAUUGUGUUUUCGACAAGUGGAAGGCAUGACGGAUGUCAGCUUUGGUUGCGAAAACUCUGUUUUUGAAGCGGUUUGAAAAAGGUUAUGGUAAAUGCCCCGAUACUUUUACUUUUACUCGGGGUGGGAGGGGAAGGUGGCUUUCCUGUCACAUAACUACAACAGCGUGACCUUGGUGACAACAUGUUUUUGUGGCCCACCCUGACUUCCAUGGGCCAGCUUUAAUGUACUUUUAUUCAUGCCGUCGGACAAAUAACACUCUGACAGUGUAGGACUUGCAGUGUUGGUUUUAUGGCCUGUUUAAAGGCUUCUCCUGUGGUGUUUGCAAUGAUAUAACUGCUCAGUACAUUUUCAUCUUCUUGAUUUAAAGACAAAGAGCAUAUUUUUAAUAUAUGUGAGAUGAAUUGUUUAUUGAGCUUAAAAAUGAGAAUUAGAAUAAUAUAUUGUAAGAAAUAUGGAUGUGGUUAUAAAUCGGUAAAUUUCUUUUUCAAAAACACAACCUCAACAGGGGUCAUUUUGCCAAAGCACUGUACUGACACAAAGUAUCCGAAAUGUUUGCCCAUGUGUCCAACGUGCAGUGACAGUACUGCAAUAGAAUGGAAGUGAUUGGUCCAUUUAAAGGGAACACUGUCCCAGGGGGCGGGGCUAGCGAGCAUCUUUUGUGAUACCUGCCUCCUGGCUAAUCAAUCAUUUCACUGACACUACGAGGCUGGUAUUUCAGCUAGAGACGGACACUCCUAGCCACAUAAACGGACGCCGAGUUUUAAACAACAAAGUCUGCGACAGAUUUAGAGUGCCUUAUUGCCAAAACGUGCUUUAACCUCCUGGGCCUUCGACUGUUUUCUAUUAAUGCCAUUUUUUUAAAGUCUGUUUUCCAGGACUGUAUUUAUAGUGCUAAGUAGAUAAUAAAGCAUUUUCAGAAACAGUGUGAA